Arvicanthis niloticus (Nile rat) is the source of this 1427-nucleotide messenger RNA. It is a transcript of the gene Swsap1, whose product is annotated as SWIM-type zinc finger 7 associated protein 1. Gene Ontology annotation, cellular component: Shu complex. Lineage: Eukaryota; Metazoa; Chordata; Mammalia; Rodentia; Muridae. The record is from RefSeq and is a predicted model, not a curated record. Gene Ontology annotation, molecular function: single-stranded DNA binding. Gene Ontology annotation, biological process: double-strand break repair via homologous recombination.
AAGAGGGGGUCGGACUCCCUCAAACUGUAAGUUAUGGAUGGCUGUGAGUGUGGGAACUGAACCCGGGUCUUUCGGAGGAGCAGCCAGUGCUCGCUCGUAAGGGCUGAGCCAUUCUCUUCAGCUCCGACCUAGAGGCUGGGCGUCUCUGGGAAGCGCGUUUAGAGCCUCGCCCUUCCUUUUCAUCAGUCACGCGGCUUCUUGCAGCAGAUUCCCUCAAGAACUCAUUUUCUCCACUCUAUUUGCUAACAGCUCCUGCCACUAACCGAUACUGUGAACGAUAGCCAAUGAGGCCUCGGUGUGGGCGGGCCCAAGAUGAGAUCUCGCUUCCGAUUGGCUAGAGGUACUUAGCAAAUGGCGGAGACGCUGAGGCGGGUGCUGAAUGCCGGCCGCGCGGCAGGCCCCGGAGAGGAUGGUGCUGCUGGGCCGCCACUGCUGUUGCUCGGCGCUCCGCGCUCUGCGCAGACGUCGCUGUUGUUUGCAGCCGCUCUUGAGGCGGCAGGGGAAGGCCGCGGGCCCGUCCUCUUCCUGACACGAAGGCCCCUUCAGAGCCUGCCGCUGAGUACACCCGCAGCGCGAGACCAUUGGCGGCUCCAGAAGGUUCGAUUCCAGUACCCAUCCUCAAUUCAAGAGCUUCUCCAGCUGCUAGCCUCUGCCCAUGAGGCCCCAGCACCUGCCCCAUCCCUUCUACUCCUGGACGGCCUGGAAGAGUAUCUAGCAGAGGAUCCAGGUGCCCAGGAAGCCGCCUACUUGGCUGCAUUGCUUCUGGAUACUGCUGCCUACUUUAGCCACCGUCUUGGAGCCAAUGGCAGCUGUGGGCUUGUGGUGGCCCUUGAAACCCAAAAAGAAGCAGAUGGCGAUACCCCACAUCUGGCAUUACUUCAUCGGUAUUUUCCUGCACAAUGCCGCCUGCAGCCAGAUGCCCUAGACUUGGGACAGCAUUGCUGCCUUCGAGCCAGCCUAGAGUUGGGCAAGUUGAGCCCCAGGACAGAGUGGUCAGUGACUUUCUUACCCAGUGGAGAGAUGAAGACCACCCCGUGGCCUGCCCAGGCUUCUUUGCUCAGCCCAGAUAAAAAAGGUUCAAGUGCUGGAAGCCAGUUCUUAACUUUGGGGUGUGACGGCCUCCCUGGUCCUGGGCUUCCCUUGGAUGGGGUACUUACAUCAAGGACAGGUACAGAUUCAAAGACCUGAAAAAAAUGUAGGUUUUCUGUUUAUAAACUAGCAUUAUUGUCGUUGUGGGCUGGCAAGAUGGCUCAGGAGUCAGUGUCCUUGGCAACAAGCAUGAGACCUUGACUGAUCCCAGGACCCACAUGAUAGAAAGACAGAACUGACCCUUGCACGUUGUCCUUGGGCCUCCACAUUUGGGCAGAGGCACACAUAUGACCUCCACACUAAUAAUAAAUUAAUAAUGAAACCUUUAAGAUAAAUCA